GCAGUAGACAUGUACCCAAUGUAUACAGCAACCUUUUCAUCGUAGUUUUUUAAUCUCCAGGAGCUAACAUGUUCUAUACAUCCUGUAAAAGAAAAGACUGGAUUAAUCUUUGAUCAAGAGCACCAGCAGAUGCUACAGAUUACAUCAAAUCUGAACAUAUUCAAGAGUGUGAAGAAUGAAAACAUGGGCAAAAAUGUUCCUGAUAGUUGGAGCUCUCGGUUUAUUGGUUUUCUUGUUUCCUAUUAACCGUGUAAGCAACCAUUUACAAGCCAGAGGGGAUGCCAGCCAGAAAAAGCCAAUGGCCAAAAAUAACUCCUAUGUUUAUUCUUGGCCAAAAUGUCAACAAAAUAUGUCUGCUGCCAGCAUAUCAGGCUUUGAGACGGUUCCCCAGCACAUCCAAGACUUCCUCUACUAUCGACACUGUCGCCAUUUCCCCAUGCUCCUGGACCUUCCUGACAAAUGUGGAGGAAUUGAUAAAUCUGCAGACAUCUUCCUUUUACUGGUCAUUAAAAGUUCUCCUGUGAACUAUGAACGGCGAGAGGUGCUACGUAAAACCUGGGCUAAAGAGAGGUUACACAAUGGUGUGUGGAUCCGGAGGAUCUUCAUCUCAGGAACAAUGGAUUCUGGAUUUGAGAAAAAAAGACUGAACAAACUGCUUGAACUGGAGCAACGUGAGUACAAUGACAUCCUCCAAUGGGACUUUAGUGACACAUUAUUCAACCUCACCCUGAAGCAGGUACUCUUCCUCGAAUGGAUGGAGAGAAACUGUCCGAAAGCUCGCUUCCUGUUUAAUGGUGACGAUGACGUUUUUGCCAACACAGACAACAUGGUUGAUUAUCUCCAGAGCCUCAAGGACAAUGAUGGAAGCAAGCACCUAUUUACUGGCCAUGUAUUCCAGGGCACUCGGCCUGUUCGAUGGACAGAGAGCAAGUACUAUGUCCCAGUUCAGGUACAGGAGUCAAAUUCAUAUCCCCCCUACUGUGGUGGUGGGGGGUUCCUCCUGUCUGGACAUACAGCUUUGGUCAUAUACAACAUGUCCCAGUCCAUUACCAUUCAUCCUAUUGAUGAUGUUUACAUGGGGAUGUGUCUGGCCAAAGCAGGACUGAGUCCUGUUCCCCAUAUGGGCUUCAGGACCCUCGGACUGCACAUCCCCUCAAAGAAGGUAGAUCCACAUGACCCUUGUUAUUUUAAAGAAUUUUUACUGGUACACAGAUUUCUUCCUCCUGACAUUUAUUUAAUGUGGCAUAAAAUAUAUGAUCCUGAUCUGAAAUGUGGUCAUAAUAGUCACAGAUCUUGAGAAAAUAAGUAUCUUUUUUUUUUUUACUCUACACAUUAAGUUUAAUGCUACUGGCAGUAUAAAAAGUUUAAUAUAUUCAAAUUGGCCUCACUGAUUAUUACAACAACACGAACAAUAAGAUAUUAGAGGAAUGUUCUCUUCUAUACAAAGUGAUUCUUUAACUGUCAAGUUUUCAGUACUUGCAGUUUCAAGUAUUAUUACAGUAAUUCAGUCAGUUCAAAGAGCAAAGAAUAAAAAAAAAACUCCUUGUAGAUACAUUUUGCAUGAACACAAAUUAUUCAUUCAUUCAUUUUUUAAGUCCAUUUACUUUAGACCCAUCAGUGCUUCAAGUAUAAGAACUGAAUUCAGUAAUGUCAGUAAAUAUUCAAAAAUAGCUGCUGCAACAACAUAACUUUAUUUCAAGCAUGGUAAAAAUAUGAAUACAAAACACAAAAACAUUUUUCACUAUAACACACACUAUAAAUGCUAGGAAGGCAAUAUUUUAGAGGCAAAAUAUACUCUUUGUUCAUACAUUUCUAACACAAAGCUUAAAAUCCUUUUUCAGUUUCUUAAAUUCUUUUACCUCUUUGGAUACAGCUUUAUAUAAAAGUCAUCAAAGUCGUCUAUAAUACAUAUAUGUCACAAAACCCAGUGAAAUAUACCUUGCAUUUCCUGAAUUAACCAGUAUUUUAUUAUUUAUUAUUCUGGCAUGAGAGAGAGUUCUAGUUAAAUAUGAUCCAUUGGUAAAAUGUUCCAAAUGUAUCCAUGUGAGCCUAGAAGUUGUCCUCCUAUUGUGUGUGAAUGCUUUUUAUAUAUUUGACUGUGAGAGGAUAUGAUGAAGUACACGUCACAAUAAGUUCUUAGACAGUUGGUAAUCUGUCUUUAGUUGAUGUGUUUCUCCAGAGCGACAGGAGCGACUCUUAAAACUGUUUUAGGAUUUAUUAUUUUUAGCAUGUUAUAGUUGUGAACAAUACAUUCUCUGUAGAACUGGAGUUAAAUCAGAGUCACAUCAGUUUUUCAUCU
Molecule: messenger RNA, 2299 nt
Organism: Lates calcarifer (barramundi perch)
Lineage: Eukaryota; Metazoa; Chordata; Actinopteri; Centropomidae
Product: N-acetyllactosaminide beta-1,3-N-acetylglucosaminyltransferase 3
Exons: 2
Coding region: 176-1297 (373 amino acids)
Cellular component (GO): membrane
Molecular function (GO): hexosyltransferase activity
Source: RefSeq, a predicted model, not a curated record